Diabrotica balteata is the source of this 582-nucleotide messenger RNA. The record is from the annotation of a GenBank genome assembly. NCBI's taxonomy places the organism in Eukaryota, Metazoa, Arthropoda, Insecta, Coleoptera, Chrysomelidae.
AUGGGGGUUACACUUAAUAUUGUUGAUGACAUCAAAACGACACAACUUGGAUGGUACGGACACGUAAGGAGAAUGCCGGAGAAUAGAAUACCAAGAAAAAUUCUUGAAUGGCAACCAAGAGCUGAACGUAAAACAUCCCUUGGUAAGGACUGGCAUUCAGCGUGCCUUCGCUGCGAAAAAUGUAACAAGACCUUAACCCCCGGUAACCACGCAGAGCACGAAGGAAAGCCUUACUGCAACAACCCCUGCUACUCAGCCUUGUUUGGGCCCGGAGGUUUUGGACGUGGAGGAGCUGAAAGUUAUGUCUACAAGAACUGUAAACAAGAUCAGCUAGAUCAGCAAGAUCAGAUAAAACUUUUUCUUAAAAUUAUACAUCGCAGAAUAUACAAGCUAUGCGAAGAGAGAAUACAAGACAAACAGUUUGGGUUCAUGAAAGGCGUAGUAAAAGCCCAAAUAUAUAAUAAAGACCGGGGUAUAAUACAAAAUUUAUACUGGUGCCAAUCAGCUACAAUAAGAACAAAUCUUGGAGAUGAACCGACGGAAGCCAUUCAGAUUCUGCGAGGCGUUAGACAAGGAUGUUAA